This is a messenger RNA of Crotalus tigris (Tiger rattlesnake), 1650 nucleotides long. RefSeq names its product insulinoma-associated protein 1a-like. Gene Ontology annotation, molecular function: RNA polymerase II cis-regulatory region sequence-specific DNA binding; DNA-binding transcription repressor activity, RNA polymerase II-specific. The record is from RefSeq and is a predicted model, not a curated record. Gene Ontology annotation, biological process: negative regulation of transcription by RNA polymerase II; regulation of cell cycle process; neuron differentiation. Bases 212 to 982 code for a protein of 256 amino acids. Gene Ontology annotation, cellular component: transcription repressor complex; nucleus. The transcript has a single exon. NCBI's taxonomy places the organism in Eukaryota, Metazoa, Chordata, Lepidosauria, Squamata, Viperidae.
CCCCUGCCCACACAGGCCAGCUGCAUCCAGCCGAGCGGGGACGCACCAGCCCAGUCAAUCAGCCCCACCAGAGUCUCAGCCCGUAGGUUCACCUUGGAGGGAGCGUCCGUGCGGCAGGCACCGAAGCACCGUGGCAACAGCGAGGUGGCAUUCCCAAGAUCCUAAACCUCAACCUCCUCCUUCCACAGAUUUUUCCAAGUCUCCCUUUAAAAUGCCACGCGGGUUCCUUGUGAAGAGGACGCACCGAGGAACGCCUGUCUCGUACCGGAUCCGGACUCCGCCGAACGAACAUUUCCCAUCCUCGCAACCGGGCCCUGCAGUCCAUCGAAAGCAGCCCAAAGUUGGGGGGCUGCCUGACACCCAGCUUCCCAACCUGGCCCCCCUGCGCCUCAUCAGUGCCAUGCCGCUCUCCAGCUGCCACGAUCGGGGGCACAACGCCGGGUGCCCGGCGCCAGGAGAAUCGGCACCUGCUUGCCCCUUGCAGUCUCCUGGUUCAGGCUCGGCCUGUGCCGGGGCCAAGCCGAUGAAGAGGGCCAGCGUGGCGCGAGGGGGCCUAGUCUUGCUGGGCGCCUUCGUCUGUCAGCUGUGCCAGGAGUCUUACCCCGGUCCGCUGGCGUUGGCACAACACUGUUGCUCCCGCAUCGCCCGGGUCGAGUACCGCUGCCACGAGUGUAACAAAGCUUUCAGCUGUCCGGCCAACCUGGCUUCCCACCGCCGCUGGCACAAGCCCCGAAGAGAAGGACACCUGGAAGGAGCCAAGGAGAACGAGAACCCCAAACCAGCCCAUGACUCCGGUGCCCUGCUGCACCCCGAGCUCUCGGAGGGGAGCUAUGGCUGCCCGCACUGCCCCAAACGCUUCCGACGGAGGGCUUACCUGUCUAAACACCUGGCACUGCACGAUGCCACCGGGCCGGUGCUCUCCGAAAGCCAGCGUCUGCAUGGCAACCGUCUCUCGGCCUCUUGGCCUCAAAAACCAUUUUAAUACUUGCUUUUUCCAAAGACAGCUGGCAGAGAUUUCCCACCCAGGCGGAGACGAUGCUGCCUUUGCAAGCUGACAAGUUUAGAGUUUAUUCCCGUCCCCCCCCCCCCGUGACUUUUCCUGGGCAGGUGGUGGGAACGUCCAGGCAGUCCAUACACGCAGGACCGAAAGCCCGUGUUGUGUGCCCUGACGAGACAGGUUCACCCUUGUCGUUGGUGUCCUUCAGCCGAGGGAGGGGAGAGACAGUGUUGUUUGAAGGGGUGGGUGGAAGGAGAUAUGGGGGUUUGGAUGCAGAGGUAUCUUUCUCUGCACCCCCAAAUUAGCUUCCCGCCGAUGGAGGAAGGGAAACAACGCUCAAAAUAAGCAUUUUUGCUGUAAAGCUUUCCCCUUUUGAGGAUAGGGUGCUGGUUUACGGGGGACUUUUUGUGAAUGGAAGGUAGAGUAAAAAGACUUUUUUUUAAAAAAAAAAAUCUAAACCUUUCUUGUGUCUUUUCUACCCGUGUGAAAGGAGCAAAAUGCGAGAAAGAUGUUGGCAAGUUGGGAAUUUGAAGUGAAAAAUAAUGUUAUCGCAGAACUUAAAAGGUAUGAGAAGCGAAAAGGCGAUACUAUUCCAUCUAGCUUUUUCACCAGCCGAUAAUUAUUUCUACUGAAUCGAACAGAAUAGAAUAAUA